Messenger RNA from Strongylus vulgaris, 252 nucleotides. NCBI's taxonomy places the organism in Eukaryota, Metazoa, Nematoda, Chromadorea, Rhabditida, Strongylidae. The record is from the annotation of a GenBank genome assembly.
AUGGCAAAGAUGGGAAGUGCGUUCUACACCGGUAGACAGAAACCAUAUAUGGUCUUGAUCGAAACCGACGUAAAAGACCAUGUCCUAACUUUGAAAUAUGGGCAAAAAUCUGUCAGUGUUAAUAUCGAUGAGGUUUUAGAACGAAGAGACAUCAGAACCGCGAAGUUAUUCCGUGAGGAACAAACCGAUGGUCUCGACUGUGGCGAUGAAGUUUCGGCUUUCCUUUCAGAAGUUCUGGAAGAGCCUGGUUAG